GUCCCGUCCCGUCCCAUUCCACUCACACGAGGUACGGUCUCACAUUGGGUAUAAUGGGUAAUGAUGGGUUCAGAUAAGAAGAGCAAGAAAGUAUUGAAUGAUGUGGCGAAAAUGAAGAAGUCAAAGAAAUCCAAGAAGACCAAGGACGGUGGUGAAGUAGUAGUACCAGAAGUACUUAAAGCAGAUAAAAAGAAAAAGAAGGCUAGUAAGAAGAGAGAGAAGGCAGCACCUCAAUCUACAUGUACGAAGAGUGGUAGCAAGAAGGUGACUAAACCAAAGGAGGAAAGCUCUAGUAGGAUUUCAGAAGUGGGAGAAAUUGAGAUUUCAGAGAUGGUGGCUCCUCCCUUUAAGGCUGUUCCUACUAAGUGUGUGAAAGAGCAAGCAGUUAAAGGCAAGAAAUUUAAGAAGGCAAAGAAAAGGCCAAAGAAGUUACAUGUAGUACAGCCUUCAAAGAAGGCUAGCAAGAAACAAGCAACUGAAGUGGAUGAUGAUACCUCAAGCAGUAGCUCUGAUUAUAAAGACUUGGAGAUUGUUAAGAUUGGAAAGAAAGCACCUACAGCCAAGAAGAAGGAUGACAGCAGUAGUAGUAGUGAUGAAACUGAUACUGAAGAUACAACUCCUCCUAAACCAGUUGCUAAACCUACUAAUGAUGCUAAAGACAGUGAUUCACCUGAUGACUCCUCUUCUGAUGAUGACAGUGAAGAGACAACGGAACCAGCUAAAGCCGGUACUAAAAGGAAGCCAGAGGAAUCAGAGAGUGACAGUGAUGAGAGUGAAACUCAUAAUGUGCCACAGGCCAAGAAAAUGAAAAAGG
Molecule: messenger RNA, 814 nt
Organism: Amphimedon queenslandica
Lineage: Eukaryota; Metazoa; Porifera; Demospongiae; Haplosclerida; Niphatidae
Product: nucleolin 1-like
Exons: 7
Source: RefSeq, a predicted model, not a curated record